AAUAUUCUCGUUUCUGAAAUUAAUUUCCCCCUCCCCAUCUCUCUCCCUCUUUUUGCCAGUGCAGAUUAAAUAGUUCUUUCAGAUCUGCAAACAAUAAAGGAUAAAAUUAUUUAUAGGGAAAUGAGGACUAUGUUUCAUUGUUGGCUUAUUGUUCCAGAACAUAAUAACAUUUUAUUUUCAAGUGGGAGAACUUAGACCAGUGAAAGAAGAAGGGGAAAAGGAAAAACAAAUAAAGGGAGGCAGGGCACCCACACACAAAACUCCUGCUGUAUAUAACUUUUAUGACAUUUACAAUUUCCUCAUGACAACUCACGGUGACGUCAUAAAUGCCACGUUCUUGAAUUUUACAAUUCUCGUAAACCUCCAAAAUGGGUAUAAGCAGUGCUUGCUCAGUGUGGAGGGGUAUUAGAGAAGCCAGGGGGAUCCUUUUAGCCUCAUUCUGGGGGCCAAAAAUAUUCAGAAUAGUCUUGCUUUUCAUUUUUCCUCUUGGACAAAGCAGGACCACUUUGCUUUGCCUCCCUGAAAUGUCACUGGAGUCUGAGUCCCAUUCCCAAUGGGAUUGAGAUACUGUGUUCGAAGGCUCUCUGCGUGCCCCCUCCUCAGCUGAUAAUCAGCUGCUUGGGAUAGAAGUGGAAGGCUUGGGGGCAGGGCCCCAAAACCCAGAAAUAAUUCCUUCUAGAGGGAACCAACUGGGGCUCAGGGCUGAGUGUAAUGGGACAGAGACGCUUGGGACUUGUUUUACUUUUAAAACCUUCAGCCAGAGAAGUGAAUUGAGCAGUCAAACAAAUGCUGAUGUGGGAGUUGGUGUCUGCUGAUGGUAGCAGCAGUAAGUGGAGUGGUAAUAAAGAAAGGUUAGGCAGAAAUCUGGAAAGAGAGGAGGAGGAAGGGAAAUACGAUGUGAGUUAGCAAACCCCUCUGUGUACCUUUCUUCUCUGUUUAAUGGCAAAUAAAACAAAAGCAGCUUGGGCAGACUCUAAACCUCUUAGCUCAAAAGAGGAGUCACCAGCCCAGGCCUCUGAGGUGUUUGGGGCAGUUCUCAGAUGCUUGACAUGCCCCAUCUGGCCUCUUCCUCCUUCCCUCCUCCCUGCGGACCCCCAGCUUCUUCAGCUGGCCAGCCUGGGCCCUGUCCCCAGAAUAUCAGCACCCCCAAGUGGAAUCCAUUUCCGGGUUGGGUGUGUCAGAUUUCCUUUUUUCCCAAGUGUCUCCAUGCCUGAACUUUGAAAGGGGGAGUAUUCUUUUAAGGAAUGCAAUGUGUAUAUGGGGAGGUAUGUGCUCAGACAACUUCCCUCACCAUAUCUGUGAGAAACUAGGGGCUCCUAGGGUGAACUAUUCUUUGGUAUCCCCAAACAGACCCAGUUCCCCGUGUUCAGGUUCUCUGGCAGACUGAUAGACUCUUUGCAAUCCUUUUGCUCCGGAUUCUGUGGAGAUCAAAGGAGCUCAUGCACAAAAACACUAGGCGUUUGGAGUAGGAUUUAUUCAUUUAAUUUUUAAAUAAAAAAUCUAAUCAUAAGCCAGUCGGGCCAACUGAGCAGUCGCUCUAGAACAGCAAAGCCUUAACCAAACAGUGCGAUUGUGAGGUGAGCUGAACAAUUAUUGAAACUCGGCUUUCUCUGCAAGAGGGAUUUCAGCCCUCGCCCUGUGGCACAAAAGGGGUCGGUGGGGCAACCACUCCUCUCCCGCUCUGGGAAUUGAGAAUUGGGAGGGUAGGUCAGGCAGCUGCAGUGGCUUCCAGGCAGCCAACUGCCCAGGCCGAGCCCUGAGUCCUGCAGCUCCAAUGUCUCCGUCCCUGAGCAGCCUCCGGAGGCGCCGAGCUGUAGUUGGUGGCGCCGGCAGCCAGGAAUGGAGUUUGUGUAUCUGUGUGUGAGGCUAGGUGGAUCACAGACAUCCACGUAGAGAUGGAAGAUCUGGGGAAAGAAAGAAGACUGGCAGAACGCAAACUAAUCAGGACCUCUGGAAAAGACUGCUCUCAAAUAAAAAUUCCAGAUCUCAUCCCUCUCACUUCAGAUACCCUUCCCCAAGAAACUAAUAUAUUUUCUAGAGCAGAAUGGAAAGCAAAGGCAAGCAAGGUGAGACCUGCCCAUGAACCCCUUUCAGGCUAGAGUCCAGUCCCACCCAUGUUCUCCCCAUUUCAGAUGUACACAGGCCCUAGUCCCUGGCCUGGAGCAGUAUAAGUCUGGAGAAGGAGCGCUUGACUCACCCUGGGAGACACUCUCAAGUGCCCAGUCUCCAAUGCAACCCUUAGCCUUGGGUGACUCCAGGCCAGUGAAUGUACCCCACUUAGGCCCAUGGGGAGCCUGCAGUAAGUUCCUCUCCUGUAAUUAGCGCUCAUGAAAAGCAUGUGAUUUGGAUUGGGGGGGGAGGUGAUCUGGAGCAGCGAGCAGAAACUUUCCCUCUUUAUUCCUGUUCUGUGUUUUUUGAAUUCUGUUUUUGAACCCACUAAUUAUAGCUCCCAAAGCGAAAAUCUGCUCUCGCCGACAAACCUCCUCGGAAUGCCUAAUUCCGGAGGCCGAAGGGGCAGAGCAACUCGGAGACCUGCGGGCCUGAUGGGGGGUUUUCUCUGAUUCUCUAGGCUUAUUAUAUGGAAACAAAGAAUAAGUUCCCCCCCACCACCACCUUCCCAGAAUUUGUGCAUAUUUACAGAGCUCAACUGCAGUUUUAAUAAAACAUCUGUUCUUGCUUCUGUUGAUGAGUUUCCAUAAUUGUUUUCAGACAAAUUUAACAAGAAAAUAUAAAUAUAUUUAGAAAAAUCCAAGUCCCAACUUUCUCCCCAUAGACAGUCGUUCUUUCACUAAAUAAAAUAAAAUAAAUAUGAAAUGAGAAAAGGAAAAUUUAAUCCAAUGGAGGGAAGAUCGGGCUCAUCUGACCUGCUCUCCCCCCUUGGAGCGAAUCCUUCCAGCAAAUUUCAGCUGCAUAAUUAAAGAUCUUACUGAAAGAAGAAGGCUUCUUUCCCCGGGAACGGAAGGUGAUAGGACAGAGUGUGUUGGAAAUUCAUUUUGGGGGAAAUUAUUUGUGUUUCUGCUUCCCCUUCUCUCCCCCUUCCAGCAUUUCUGCCUUUUUCCCCCAGCAGCUGGUUUCUGUUCAUUAUAAAUCCGGGAGACCUUUCAGUCUCUGCCUUCUGUUUAGGGACGUAAUAAAACACUUAACUUUCCGGGGCUGAGACUUACAUUCUGCUCCUCAGGUCGCCUGCCCCCACGCCCACCACCUUAGGGCCCCAGUGGAGACUCUCCCCAACUUUGGGGCCCUUUUCCCCUCCAGACUUGGUUUAGGAGGGGCUCAAGGAAAUCCAGGAAUCUGUGCUAGGAAGCUGCAGCACGUGCGUCCCCAGAAGUCCCUUCUUCCAAGAUCCUUCCUUCUCCCACCCACCAUAAAAGAGAUUUAAAAAUACAUAGAAGAUCUACGCAUUGAAAGCGAAACCUCAUUAAGACAUCCUAUCUUCCAUCAUUCAAUUUGUUGUACAUUGCAACAAUUUAAUAUCUUGAAGGAAAUAUCACUGACAUGAUUUAUCCCUCUAGCAAUCUCCCUCUGAUAUGGAGGCGGGGAGUUACUCUUUCUUCGGCCUAUUCUACGUGUUACACACUACCUUUAGGGAAGAAUUGAGGCUGGGAACUCUGUGAACGGCUACUUGUGUCAAGGGGUGCACUGACUUGUUCCUUAGCUCAGCCCCCUGGGUCUCCCCACUCCUAGUUUUCUCUCCCUCUCCCUCUUGCCCUCCAGGGGGCCUGGAGCCCCAGCCAGCUGGUGGAAACCUCUGUCCAGGCAUGCCAUGAAUUCGAGGACAGCUGGAUUCUAGAGUAGAAAGCAAUUCAUGCUGGUGUCUGUUUGUGUAUCUGCCAUGUCACCCCAAAAUGAGACAACUCAUCUCGAAAUUUCUUUCUUAAUUUAAGAACACUCCUCUACCUUUUCACCUUCAUCACCUGGGAGAGAAGAAAGUAUGGUCCAAGAGGGGUAACCUUCGUAAUUAUAGGGGUCUUUCCCCUACCUUUCUAAAUACCAACAAAAUUUCCUCUUUUCUGAAGGAUUGGGACUGUUGUUUUUUUUUUUUAAAGCCAACGCAAAUUGUCUAGCAGGCAGACUCUUCAGUUCCUAACGAGGUUCAUGUAUUAACUAACAUGUGUUCUCCACCAGCUCCUACACACUGUCUGCUUUUGGGUUCGAAACUUUAUUUUUCGCCCCUAGCGACACUCCAGGGAAACCUUAAUGUUACAGAAGAUGAAUAAACGAGUUUUUUCCCAGCGUAGUCCCGUUUAUGGCUUUAUUGCUACCCAUUGAUUACUCCGCUUUGUUACACAGAAGGAAAAGAUCAUAAAAUCCGGCGACAUCCGGGUCCUUGUUAUAGCCAAUCCUCUCCCCCUCCCCCCAAAAAUGAUGGGGGGAGGAAUAUGAGCUUCGCUUGCCCCACCACCCCUUCUUUGUCAACUCAAAGCAUUUUCAGCCUGUGCCACAAUAUCAAAUUAACUUUGGAUUAAUCAGGAGAAAAAUCCCAUCUGCACACUUUCCGCUGUUUCAGUUCUUCCACUGCGGCUUCCACAGAAGCCUCGGACUCAACUACCUUUUCCUAACCUUCUCUCCCUUUUUCUGAGCCACAGGGUGGAAAGAAAUGGGGGUAGGCGCUGCUAAGAGGCUGGGCCCUACCAGGUGUGACUGGCCCUUGGGUGAGAGCUCCCUAAGAAUGCUUUGCUGGAAUCUCCAAGCCCCAAAGCUCAGGUCCAGGGGCGCCUCCCUUGUCAGGGCAGAGGGCGGGGAGGGGGCAGGGAGUUUCUGACCUGUACAAGGGCUUGAGCCUGCAAGACGCUAACAGUCUAUCAGAACUCCACCAGCCUUCUCUUCCUGGCUGGAUCUUGUGUGAAUUACCCCACUGUCCCUAGCUGGCUCCAAAUCAUAAAUUCUCACCAACAUAAACAGGAGUUGAUGUGUCUAGAAAGACUCCCAGAGUUCUUUCUUCUUCCUUCCUCCUUUCCUUCCUUCCUUCCUUCCUUUUUCUCUCUUACCUUUUACUUUUUUCUCUCCCCUUUCUUUUGUAUUUUUAUACAUUAUCCCUAUUUGGGAAAAAUGCUGUAAGAGUUUCUGCCAAAAAUGAGGUCCUGAGAAGAAGGCAGAGAGGGGCUAGCAGGGGGGAUAAAAAGGCAGAUGCCUGGCCCCUUUGCCCUGCUCAGCUCUGCCACUUUACCUUGAAGUCUCACCCUUACCCCUUGAGACCUGUGUGCUCCCCACAUUCCCCCUACACCUAAGACUCUCAGCCACACUCUCCUUCCUCUGAGUACCAUGUUUUAUGCAAUUUAUUUCUACUUUGUAGUUUUUUUAAAAAAAUUACUGGGAAAAAAUAUACUGGUUUGGCAAGGAGGACCCACUUCACUGAGUGUCAAACCAGGAUUUCCUGUAGGAUUUCUGGGGAUCCCCCCUGAGCUGGGAAGGAGCUUCUCUCAUGGAGAAACCAGGAUGCAAUUUUAGAAGGGGGCAGAUAUAAAAGGUGAAAUCAGAUCGAAAAUACAGGGAUUUCUCUAGCCCUGGCUCUGGCCACUGCACAGCAAAGUUAGCUGGAGCUGAGAGAUUUCCUGGGAAAGCAGCUCUCCUUUCCUGGGCCCCAAGGCCCUGCUCACGGACAUUCACCCUUCCUUCACCUCGAAAUCAGUUCCCUUAUGUAUAUAUAUUUUAAAGAAAUCCAAGUCUUACUUUCAAAGCACACACUUAGUCUCAACUAGGGAAUCAACAGAAGCAGAAGCGAUUUUUUUCCCCCUUCUUGACAUCUGGCUUGCGAUUGGCUGGAAGGGGGUCAGCUGACUUUGUCAUUUUGUCUGUCCUGGAUUGGAGCCGUCCCUAUAACCAUCUAGUUCCGAGUACAAACUGGAGACAGAAAUAAAUAUUAAAGAAAUCAUAGCCCGACCAGGUAAAGGCAAAGGGAUGAAUUCCUACUUCACUAACCCUUCCUUAUCCUGCCACCUCGCCGGGGGCCAGGACGUCCUCCCCAACGUCGCCCUCAAUUCCACCGCCUAUGAUCCAGUGAGGCAUUUCUCGACCUAUGGAGCGGCUGUUGCCCAGAACCGGAUCUACUCGACUCCCUUUUAUUCGCCACAGGAGAAUGUCGUGUUCAGUUCCAGCCGGGGGCCGUAUGACUAUGGAUCUAAUUCCUUUUACCAGGAGAAAGACAUGCUCUCAAACUGCAGACAAAACACCUUAGGACAUAACACACAGACCUCAAUCGCUCAGGAUUUUAGUUCUGAGCAGGGCAGGACUGCGCCCCAGGACCAGAAAGCCAGUAUCCAGAUUUACCCCUGGAUGCAGCGAAUGAAUUCGCACAGUGGGGUCGGCUAUGGAGCGGACCGGAGGCGCGGUCGGCAGAUCUACUCGCGGUACCAGACCCUGGAACUGGAGAAGGAAUUUCACUUCAACCGCUACCUAACACGGCGCCGGCGCAUCGAGAUCGCCAAUGCGCUCUGCUUGACCGAGCGACAGAUCAAAAUCUGGUUCCAGAAUCGCCGGAUGAAGUGGAAAAAGGAAUCUAAUCUCACGUCCACGCUCUCAGGGGGCGGUGGAGGGGCCGCGGCCGACAGCCUGGGCGGAAAAGAGGAAAAGCGGGAAGAGACAGAAGAGGAGAAGCAGAAAGAGUGACCAGGACUGUCCCUGCCACCCAUCUCUCUCCUCCUUCGCUCCCCCACCUCCCUCCUAAUCACACACUCUGUAUUUAUCACUGGCACAAUUGAUGUGUUUUGAUUCCCUAAGACAAAAUUAGGGAGUCAGAUAUGGACCUGAAAGUCAACUCUGGAUCCCCUCCCUCACCGCACAAACUCUUUCACCAUGCGCCUCCUCCUUGAUCCCUCGCUAGCUCGUUCUCGGCUUAUCUGCAAGCCCUUUCCCCCGCCCAGGCCUUGGGGUCUCCGUCCCUAAACCUCGCUUUAGACUCCACAGAUCUCCCUACAAAUGAGGACUUGGCCUCCCACCCCCUUGGUGCUCCCCGCUUCCGUCCCCGCGCAAAGAGCCGGCUCCCGGGCCCCGGGCCUCCGCUCCGGGGCCUCAGGGCCCGGCCUCGCUGCAGGGGAGGGCGGGAGGCCCAAGGAGGAUGCGUGGUGGCCCCACAGCAACCCCCAGGGCCUCCCCGCAGUCCCUGCCCGACCCCUCUGCCCCAGCAAAUGCCCAGCCCAGGCGGAUUGUAUUUAAAGAAUCCUGGGGGUCAUUAUGGCAUAUUACAAACUGUGACCGUUUCUGUGUGAAUAUUUUUAGCUGUAUUUGUGAUUUCUGUAUUUAUAUUUAUGUUUAGCACUGUCCGUGUUCCAAUCCCAUCUUAAAAAGGGGGAAAAAAAGAGAGAGAAAAUUACAAAAAGGAAGAAAAAAAGUGAAUGACAUUUGUUUAGCCAGUAGGAGAAAAAAAAAUAAAUUAAAAAAAAAAUCCCCUCGUGUUACCCUCUUGUAUAAAUCCAACCUCUGGAUCCGUUCUCGAAUAUUUAAUAAAACUGAUAUUAUUUUUAAAAGUUUA
This is a messenger RNA of Pteropus alecto (black flying fox), 7468 nucleotides long. RefSeq names its product homeobox C6 (gene HOXC6). Gene Ontology annotation, biological process: regulation of transcription by RNA polymerase II; anterior/posterior pattern specification. Gene Ontology annotation, cellular component: nucleus. The coding region runs from base 5899 to 6606 and encodes 235 amino acids. The transcript is spliced from 2 exons. The record is from RefSeq and is a predicted model, not a curated record. NCBI's taxonomy places the organism in Eukaryota, Metazoa, Chordata, Mammalia, Chiroptera, Pteropodidae. Gene Ontology annotation, molecular function: RNA polymerase II cis-regulatory region sequence-specific DNA binding; DNA-binding transcription factor activity, RNA polymerase II-specific.